Molecule: messenger RNA, 3065 nt
Organism: Dipodomys ordii (Ord's kangaroo rat)
Lineage: Eukaryota; Metazoa; Chordata; Mammalia; Rodentia; Heteromyidae
Gene: Gtpbp8
Product: GTP-binding protein 8 (putative)
Exons: 6
Coding region: 14-862 (282 amino acids)
Cellular component (GO): mitochondrion
Molecular function (GO): GTP binding
Source: RefSeq, a predicted model, not a curated record
UCUAGGAGACACGAUGGCGGCUCUUGGUCUGCGGCGCGGAAUGCAAAAGCUCUUAGACGUGUCGCCGACUGUGGCACGUCUGAGCCUACGGUGCGGCACGGGCCCGACCUUGGCCGAGGUGCUCCAGAUGCCGAAGAAGCAAAUGACGAAACUACUGUACCCGCUGCAGGAGCUCGAGCAGCGCCUGGUUCCGGACUCGAGGCUCGACCUGCACCUCAAGCUCUUCGACCCCAGCCCGGAGGACAUGGAAAGCGCCGAGGGCGUCUUCGCCGCCACCGCCCGGAACCGCAUCGAGUACCUCAGCUCCGCGGUCCGUCUCGACCACGCCCCGACCCUCGCCCGGCCGGAGGUGUGUUUUAUAGGCAGGAGCAAUGUUGGAAAAUCCUCCCUAAUUAAGGCUUUAUUUUCACUGGCCCCUGAUGUUGAAGUCAGAGUCUCAAAAAAACCAGGGCACACAAAGAAAAUGAAUUUUUUCAAAGUUGGAAAAUACUUUACUUUGGUGGACAUGCCAGGUUAUGGCUAUAGAGCACCUGAAGACUUUGUUGACAUGGUAGAAACCUAUCUAAAAGAACGAAGGAACUUGAAAAGAACAUUUUUACUAGUGGAUAGUGUUGUCGGAAUCACAAAAACAGAUCAUAUUGCCAUAGAAAUGUGUGAGGAAUUUGCAUUACCUUAUGUGAUGGUAUUAACAAAAAUUGACAAAUCUUCCAAGGGACAUCUUUUAAAACAAGUACUUGAGAUCCAGAAAUUUGUUAAUACACAAACACAAGGAUGUUUUCCUCAAUUGUUUCCUGUAAGUGUUGUGACUUAUUCCGGAAUCCAUCUGUUGAAAUGCUUUAUAGCAAAUAUAACAAAAAACUAACAACUAGUUUAAAGUUUCAAAAUUCCUUGUCUCAAUUGGAGCUAAACACCUAGAAUAAUUUCAAUAUUGUUUUAAAUGUUGUAUACUUGUAACUAGAGAAGAAUUACUUCAGCUUUAAAACCUGUUAUCUUCCCCAAAAGAAUGAAUUUGUGCCCAUGGAAAAAAGUUUAUAGAUAUAUGCUGUUCAUUAGGACAGAUACUAGCUGGGUUUUUUUACUUUAAUUAAUAAGAACUUAUACAAAUCUGUGAUAUGGAACCUGUAACUACUAUGUAGAGAAGGGUCGGUCAUGUUGAGUUUUUAACAUUUCCAAGAAAAUGUCAUCAUGUAUAUGCUAUUUUGUUAAGUCUAAAAUGGACUAAGGCAUUGAUGUUACAGGGUAAAAGCUCAGAUAUUAGCCUGUAAUCUUUUCUUGAGUCCUUAUUUAUUUGAAUAUUAAAAAGACUUAUUCUUGAUAAAAUUUGUCAGACCAUAUUCCAAAGACCAGCCAUUUCAGGCUGGAGUCAUGAAUCUCAGGUGAACACAAGAAUGAGAAUGAGAAACACAGAAUUCAAGUUCUAGUUUUAGUGUCAGUUAUCAAUUGGUCAUUGCACAAUGCAUUUAUUUCUCUUAAACUCUUCUAACUGUAACCACACCAACUUAUUAAGAUUAAAGUGGCCUAAAGUAAGAUGUUAUCUCAGGACAGCUGCACAUUUGCAAGCCCAAACUAACAAUAAAGCAAAAUUCAAAGAUGUUUACCACAAAAAACAUCCUGUCAUGGAGGAAGUAGCAUUUUUUAAACUCACAAUUCAGAAUGCAGAAGCAGAAGACUAGACCUUAAAUCUCCUAACUCCCAGGGACUUUUGCUUUCUUACUUUGUCCUCCACACCAGAAGUCAGGAUGGAAAGUCUUCAAGAGAUCAUCUGAAGGAGUGGGUGACUGAAUUGACAACUCAGGAAACAAAGCAGUCCCUCUAUAUGACAGCUAUACAGACCAGUUGUCUCCUACUGGUUCACCUUCAGUUCCCAGUAUAAAUGCAUUGAACACAAAGCUACUUAGAAGUUGGUGGCUGUUUGUAGACUUGUCACAAAUAAAAUUGUCAAUGGAAAGUUGUAUUUAUAAAGAAAAAAAUGUUUAUUUGAGCUUGUAGUCCCUAGGCAUUGUAUGGCAAGAAACAGAAUGCUACUAUAUUAUCACUGACCAUGAUUUAAGGCACAAAAAUACCUACUGCCACUUGAAAACCAUAGGGAAAGUGACUAGCGAUUGAGGGCUCUGCAUUACAACAGGCUUCAGAAAGCAGGGCACACCUAUAAUCCCAGAAUUUGGGAGGCUGAGGCAAGACACUUGAGUUCAAGGCCAGAUGGGGUAAAAGUGAAAAAUGUCCUUAAAAACAAGGCGACAGGGGACAAGCUAACAAAGGAAAACCAGCAUUUAUAUAUUAACUCUGGAUUUUAGUCUACCCGCAUCAAAAUCACCUGGAUUCCUUGUUAAAUAUGCAUGAAAACUUCUGGCCCCAUUCCCUUAUCCAUGGUUAUUGACCUUUGCAAAAGGCUAGGAAUCUGCCAACCCACUAAGAGACUCAAAGUCUCCUAUGAGAAAAUGCAGAACACAGAAGAGCAAAGCAGAAUAUCAAAUGUGGGAAAAUAUAGAGAAAAUCACAGAGUAGCCUUUGAAAAAGAUACUGCAUCUACCAGAGUACCUUUUCUUUUACAAUGUCUAUUACGUGACAAUAUACAACUUAAGGCUAUCAUAGAAGCUUAUGAUCUUAAUUCCAGUGGUUUGUAGAUUUGAAAGGUACCUCUCACAUUAUUAUUUAGAAAUACAUUAAGAUCCUGUCAUGACAAUUGUACAAGCAUCAACCUUUAGCACCAAAUUUAAAUAUAUGAUUAUUAGUCUUCUAUCCCUGGGUACAUUUUGUCACCUCUUAUUAUUUCAAUUUGUUUUCUAUUUAAGUUAUCCUGUUGUAUUUCACAUUAUCAUAAAAUAAAAAAAAACUCUUUUGGAAAACCCUAAAAACACCUUUAUAUACCAUAUGAAGUAAGUAAGGUGAAGAAAAGAAGAGAAAUAAUGGUUGUGAUCUGAUUCCUUUUGGUGGUCCAUUCCAACACAUAAAGACAGCAGAAGUGAAAUUGGCAGACCAAUCUACAGUGGAGCAAAUGAGACCAAAAUGAUAGUUUAGGGUGCUUCCUUGCCACUCCACCUUGCUCCCUUAAAACAUGGAGGAUU